Boeremia exigua is the source of this 1340-nucleotide messenger RNA. Its product is annotated as eukaryotic translation initiation factor-like protein 3 subunit G. Lineage: Eukaryota; Fungi; Ascomycota; Dothideomycetes; Pleosporales; Didymellaceae. Bases 221 to 1081 code for a protein of 286 amino acids. The record is from RefSeq and is a predicted model, not a curated record. Gene Ontology annotation, molecular function: RNA binding; translation initiation factor activity. Gene Ontology annotation, cellular component: cytoplasm; eukaryotic translation initiation factor 3 complex. The transcript has 2 exons.
GACUUGCGAGCGACUGCCUGGAAGGCGUUCGUGAAAGGGUGCAGGGCACUAGCGGCGCUAAAUAUUUGAUCGCACAUUUGCCCGCCCCACACGCCACUCCAUCUUCGAAUCGCAGCAACAACGACCGCCCACCACGCACGACGAACACCGACACUCCCUACGCAAAUACACCACAUCACAUAGCAGCCAUGUCUCGAGUAGCAGGGUAUGUGCUGCCGAUAUGCGCCCAGUCGCACGUACUGACAGUAUUCGCAGCCGCACCGACUGGGCCGAAGAGGAGGACGAGAACGACCUCGCCCUUCCCCAGCAGACAGUCACCAAGAACAAGGACGGAACCGAGACGAUCGUAUCCUACCGCAUCAACGAGGACGGCAAGAAGGUCAAGACCACCCGUCGCAUCAAGAAGACCGUCAUCAAGCAAGUCGUAAACCCCCGCGUCGCUGAGCGCAAGGCAUGGCCAAAAUUCGGCCAGGAGAAGGGCAAGGCCGCCGGCCCCCAGACCGACACAGUCUCUGUCGCCGAGAACAUCGUGUUCCGCCCACAGUCCAACUGGAAGGCCGCAUCAGACGACAAGGGCGAGGAGGACAAGAAGAAGCUGGAGCUGAAGAACGCGAAGAUUAAGUGCCGUAUCUGCUCUGGCGACCAUUUCACAACAAAGUGCCCCUUCAAGGACACCAUGGCCCCCGAGGGCGCCGAUGCCCCUGCCGACAUGCCCGACGAUGCGCCCGGCGGCGCCGGAGGUCUCGGCGCAGGAAGCGGUGGAUACGUGCCCCCGCACAUGCGAGGCAAGAUGGGUGGCGGCGAGAAGAUGGGCGGCAAGUUCGACCGCGACGACAGCGCGACGCUGCGUGUCACCAACGUCAGCGAGAUCGCGGAAGAGCAGGACCUCCGGGAUAUGUUCAGCAGAUACGGGCACGUCACGAGAGUGUUCCUGGCCAAGGACCGCGAGACAGGGCGGGCAAAGGGCUUUGCUUUCAUCAGUUAUGCGGACAGGGACGAUGCUGCCAAGGCGUGCGAGAAGAUGGAUGGAUUCGGUUUCGGCCAUCUUAUCCUGCGCGUCGAGUUCGCCAAGAAGGCUUAGGUGCGCUUCUAGUAGUCUGCACGGUACCUUUGCGCGUUUACAGCAGGUGGCCAGGAGGUCGUUGUAGCGCUCACAAAAUGGUUGGGGGCAAUGGACAUUGUACAGGAAUGCGUGUUUAGCAAGACGUUUGACAGCGCAUGGCGCGCGGUAUACGGAUAGCAUAUGCUGGCGCGGUUGGUGGGUAUUGCUACGGUGUAGCCUGUUAUGGAUGGGCUAUGAUGUCGAUGACUAGAGAGUAAUGCCAUUCUCAUGAUCUCAA